This is a messenger RNA of Cannabis sativa, 810 nucleotides long. RefSeq names its product protein FAR1-RELATED SEQUENCE 3-like. Lineage: Eukaryota; Viridiplantae; Streptophyta; Magnoliopsida; Rosales; Cannabaceae. The transcript has 2 exons. The record is from RefSeq and is a predicted model, not a curated record. Gene Ontology annotation, molecular function: zinc ion binding. The coding region runs from base 1 to 810 and encodes 269 amino acids.
AUGCGCCAUAAUGAAGCCGCUAAAGAUUUCAAAAGCAUGCAUACCGUCCCUCAUAUUCCCGUUGGUAAGACAGAUUUCUUGCAAACAUAUUACAAACAGGCUGCCGCAAUUUUCACCAGAAACAUAUAUUAUAAAGUAAAAGAACAGAUUGAGGAAGAGCAACCCUAUUCAAUUUCUCAUCGGGAAGAUCAAGGGGAUUCAUACCUCUUCUCUUUAGCUAGAUUCCAAUACGGUGAGAUAAGACACCGAGUCUUAUAUAACAAAGAGAAGAAUGAGUUAAAUUGUUCGUGUUUGUUGUUUGAGUCCGAUGGUAUUCCAUGCAAGCAUAUAUGGUGUGUAAUGAAAAGUCUUGACAUUCGAGUUAUACCAGAAUCCUUAAUAUUAACUCGUUGGCGAAAGGAUGUCAAGACUUCUUCCUCUACACAAGUUGGUGAACACUCAUCCGAGCAUCAAAAGAUGACCCAAUUGUCAAGGUUUGGAGCGCUCAAUGCUUAUUCAAACUCAAUGAAUUUCUUUGCAUCACACUCAGAAGCAACAUUCCAAAUGGCAAAGAUGGAGUUGGAAAAACUUAAUACCAUCUUUAGGGCGUCUUACGAGGAGGGACAGAAUAGCCAAAACUCACAACCAACCACAACAUAUCGUGAUAAUCCAAACAUAAUCCAAGAUCCUGUAAGAGUGAGGACGAAGGGCAUGGCCUCAACGAAUUCUAGAAAAGGAACAAAUGAUGGAGUACAAGGAGGUAGGCAAUGCACACUUUGUGGAGGUCGAGAUCAUAAUAAACGAACUUGUAUGAGAAGGACAGGGGUCUAA